Molecule: messenger RNA, 702 nt
Organism: Triticum turgidum subsp. durum (durum wheat)
Lineage: Eukaryota; Viridiplantae; Streptophyta; Magnoliopsida; Poales; Poaceae
Source: the annotation of a GenBank genome assembly
AUGGCUUUCCACCUAAGAUCGAUAAGUUUGCCAUCAAGGCCUCAGGCCAACCAGACUGAAGUCGAGCAAGAGGUGCUGAGCCUAGAGGCGAGCAUAUCUUCCUCCACCACCACCAUCGGCACUAUGUGUGCCGGUCUGAGGAGGCUCAGAGACAUCUACAAUGGUGUUGAAGAGAUUAUUGGCCUGCCAAGCAACCAGGCUGGCAAGAUGUUGGAUUCAGAGAUGGAAGGCUCUCUUGAGCUGCUAGAUCUCUGCAGCACCAUGCAAGAGAUCUUCGUUGAGAUGAAGGCCAUCAUCCAAGAGCUACAGGUGGCUCUAAGAAAAGGAGAUGAUGCAACUGCUCAAGCCAAGAUCCAGUCUUAUGCUCGUUUGGUGAAGACGGCGAAGAAACAUUUCAAGAAGAGCGCAAAGAAGGCUAAUGUUGUGUCUGAGGGUUGCAAGAUGGUCAUGUUAUUGACCAAGGCUAGAGAGAUUUCUGUGUCCCUGCUGGAGUCCACAGUCCAUCUCUUGUCAAAGGAAAUCGGAAUGCCAAAACAGUCUCUUGUCUCAAAGGCAUUUCACAAGAAGAAGACAGUUGUUUGCCAGGAGGAGCAAUUGCAGGAGUUAGAGUGUAGUAUUGGGGAUCUCGAGAAUGGGGUGGGACAUCUGUUCAGGAAAUUAGUCCAGAUCAGAGUUUCUCUCUUGAACAUUCUUAGCUCAUAG